Molecule: messenger RNA, 2095 nt
Organism: Linepithema humile (Argentine ant)
Lineage: Eukaryota; Metazoa; Arthropoda; Insecta; Hymenoptera; Formicidae
Source: RefSeq, a predicted model, not a curated record
AUCUCAUUCUUCUGUACAUUUAUUUUUGAUAUUAUUAGCUAUUAUUAUUGAUUAUUAUGUUAAUAUAAAAUUACUCUACUACCGGCUGGAUCACACUGAUCUCAUGAACUAAAGAUUAUUCUAUAUUAUUCUGUAAAAGAAGUAUAGAUCAAUUUAUGGUUUAAAAUAUUUAAUUAUUCAACAUUAUGAGUAACAGUGUGAGGACUUCAAUUUUGAAAAAGAUUAAAGACUCUUUACAAGAUGUCAAUGGUAUAAACAUACAAAGUAUUGCAUCUUAUUUGCACAUAAAAGCACAUAAGACAAACGGAGUCUACUGCUUUCUACUCCCGUUGAAAACCAGACAGUAUAAUAUACAGAAUGAAGUACAGAAUAUUAUAAAUAAUGAUUCAAAUAAUAUUUUUGAUGUCAAUCUAAAAGACAACGCAAUCUCUUUCAGUCUUUCCAGAGAAAAAUGUAUUAAAGAAGUUUUGGAACAUAACUGUUCCACAAUAUCAGCUCCAACUUUUGUAAAUAAUAAACAAAAUGUAAUAGUGGAGUUCAGCUCACCUAAUAUUGCAAAACCUUUUCAUGUAGGACAUUUUAGAUCCACGAUAAUAGGAAAUUAUGUUGCUAAUAUCAACAGUUUUAUAGAAAAUAAUGUCAAGAGGAUAAAUUAUUUAGGUGACUGGGGCACGCAAUACGGUUUAGUUCAAUUAGGAGUUGACAUAGCGAAUAUCACUGAAGACGAAAUGAAAAAAAGUCCCAUAAAAACUUUAUAUACAGCAUAUGUUACUGCCAAUAAAUUGGCUGAAACCAAUUCCGCUAUACUGGAUCGUGCAAAAGAGAUAUUUAAUGAUUUGGAAACUGGCAAGGGAGUCACAUGUGAACAAUGGAAAGUGUUCAGACAGUAUACUGUUGAAGAAUUGAAGAGAACUUACAGCAGAAUUGGUAUUACAUUUGAUGAAUAUCAUUGGGAAUCUAUGUACAAUGCCAAAAACAUGGAAGAAAUUGUUACAUUAAUGGAAAGAAUGCAAUUAUUAAUAAAGGAUGAAAAAAACAGAAAAGUCGUGAAUCUUGAUGACAAAAAGAGUGUUCCUGUAAUAAAAAGUGAUGGCUCUACAUUGUAUAUAGCUAGAGAUAUUGCUGCAGCUAUCGAUAGAUUUGAAAAAAAUAAUUUUGAUUCUAUGUAUUAUGUUGUGGAUAAUGCACAGGCGGAACAUUUUACAAAUUUGUUGGAAAUAUUGAAACGAAUGAAAAUGCCAUGGGUUGAAAGAUUGAAACACGUGAAAUUUGGUCGAUUACACGGUAUGCGUACGAGAAAGGGAAGCGUGACGUUUCUAGAGGAUAUUUUGGACACUGCCAGAGAUAUCUCGAAGCAGAAACAAAUAGAAUCAUCUACUACCAAAGUUAAUAUAAAUUCAAUAGAUAACAGCUCAGAUAUAUUAGGCAUUUCUGCAAUGAUAAUUAAUGAUUUGAAGAGAAAACGACAGCGAGAUUAUACGUUCGAUUGGAACGCGGCAUUUGAUUUGAAAGGGGACACUGGUAUAAAAUUGCAAUACACACACUGUCGACUUGUUAAUCUGGAGCGUAAUUGCGGCACUGCUUUAAUUUCGGAAUGUGAGCCAAAUGUCUUACGAGAAGAAAUCGUCGAUGAUUUAAUUUUGCUAAUUGCCAGAUUUGAAGAAGUAAUACUGAAGUCGUAUGAAGAAAUGGAAUCAUGCGUGCUAACAGCAUAUCUUUACAACUUAAGGUGCGCUUUUAAAACAUUGAGAGUAAAAAAUGAAUCGUCUGAUGUUGCUAGUCAAAGACUGCUACUGUUUCAUACUGCUAGAAACAUUCUCGCACAAGGUAUGAAAUUACUUGGUUUAAUACCUCUGGAAGAAAUGUAAGGUUUUUUUUUAUUUGAUAUUGAAGAUAAAAAGCUACGCAUCCACAUCCGUAUUUAGAUUUUGACUAGUCCUUUUUUUAUUUUGAUUAAAUAUCAGAAAGUUUUCUUUACUUUCUUGAGACAAAUUAAAUUGUGCAACGUAAUACUAUUCGAUAACGCUGUUUCAUGCGAUUUUAUUGUAUGUAAUGUGUAAUUACAUGAUGUUUGAAAUAAGCAAAUUAACGUUUC